AUGAGGUCCAUCUUCAGCGGAAUCACGAAGCUUGUGUCAAGCCAGUCGCCGGAGCCCGAUACGCCUCUGCCAGAACAGUCUUCUCCGACGACACAGCCAUCUCCGACUGACGAAGAACGGGUCCCCAGCCCCCAGAAUUCUGAGGCGACGGAACCCAACAAUCAGUUGGUUCCGUAUUCGGCCAUUCUUCUUGAAUCCGAGAACCAAGAGAUCGAGUCGCUCCCGAUUCCCAAAUCUCCAAUGGCUGUUGAUGGAGACUGCGACUCUUCAGCUAACCCCCAAAGAUCUCAGCCGACUGAACCUUGCAAUCCGAUCCCCGAUCUGCUGAUUGAAGAAAUCUCCGAUGGUUCCGAGUCGGUUCAAGUGACCGGAACUACAGGGCCAUCGGUCUCGUCUCGGGUACUGAAGCGCGCGCAGACGAGUACGAUGCCAUCUGAGCAGAAGAAGCGACGUUUAUCCGCACGAGGAAAAGGACCAGUUGUGAAAGACGAACAUUCGGUGGAAUUCGAUCAAACUCGGUUCGGGUCUGUCAUUGCAUUUCAGAGGGAACUGAUAAAUGCUGCGGGUCUGCUUAGAACUGUAUCUGAGAGUAAGCCCUUUGAUCCCCAAGUUGUGUAUGAGUUUUGGGCGAAUUUGCCAACUGUUGAGCCAGAGACAGACUCCGCAGAUGUGCUGGUCCGGAAUUGGGUGUAUGAGUUUAGUCCUGACAGGAUUAAUGCGUUGUUUGGACUUCCGGCUGUGGAUGAGCGCACAGAACAACGGCAUAUGGCUGAAGUGAUUACCUCAGACAUAGCUCUCUUUGUGUCUGGAGGUAAAGCCAAGGUCUUCAAGCAGUUCCAAUUGUCUAAGGUUGAGGACAACAACACUAAAGAUCUUCUCAAGAUCUGUUGUACCAACUGGCUGCCUACAACCAAUGAUGGGUAUGUCACUCCUGACAGAGCCAAAUUGGUCUACAAGGUGAUGCAUCAGAAGCCGUUUGAUUUUGGGAGGAUGGUCUUUAAGCUGAUCAUCAACAUGGGUCUGACCCCUGUCUCAAAGUUGUGCCUGCCGUUUCCCAGUUUGAUUUAUCAGCUGAUCCAGUCACAACACCCUGUGCAUCCGGAUGGGGAGAUGAUUCUGAUUCUGAUGAUCAUAGGACUGGUUGAUUUGUGGGGGAGCAUUUGUCCUGGGGGAGCAGUUGCUGUUGUUGCUGAAGCUGCAUCUGUUCAGACGCCUGAGACCACAUCAGACGCCUGGGAUCACAUCAGACACUUGAAGUUGCUGACAUGGAGUCGUGAGAUGACGUGGCAAAGCUUAAGUGGAUGGAGUGACGUGCUAAGGAAGAUUUCUUGCUUGGCAGCAAAUAUAGAGACGAAUUGCGUGUGA
Messenger RNA from Capsella rubella, 1365 nucleotides. RefSeq lists its product as uncharacterized. The transcript has 4 exons. Bases 1 to 1365 code for a protein of 454 amino acids. The record is from RefSeq and is a predicted model, not a curated record. Lineage: Eukaryota; Viridiplantae; Streptophyta; Magnoliopsida; Brassicales; Brassicaceae.